Messenger RNA from Schizosaccharomyces cryophilus OY26, 1446 nucleotides. RefSeq names its product alpha-amylase. Gene Ontology annotation, molecular function: alpha-amylase activity; calcium ion binding. Bases 1 to 1446 code for a protein of 481 amino acids. NCBI's taxonomy places the organism in Eukaryota, Fungi, Ascomycota, Schizosaccharomycetes, Schizosaccharomycetales, Schizosaccharomycetaceae. Gene Ontology annotation, biological process: carbohydrate metabolic process. The record is from RefSeq and is a predicted model, not a curated record. The transcript has 2 exons.
AUGGCUUGUUGCUUCUAUCAGAAACAAGUUUUUAUAAAAGAAAAGGAAUACAACGACUUAUGGAGAAAACAAGUAAUAUAUCAGCUGCUUACUGAUCGUUUUGCCAGGGAUGAAGAUGAUUUCGAACAUCCAUCUCAAGGAAGAAAAUACUUGGGAGGAACUUGGAGGGGUAUAAUAAAAAAGCUUGACUAUAUUCAAUCACUUGGUUGUACAGCGGUAUGGAUUAGUCCCAUCGUCAAAAAUAUCGAAAGUCAAACAGGUUAUGGAGAAGCUUACCAUGGCUAUUGGGCGCAGGACUUUACAGAAUUGAAUAAUCAUUUUGGUAGUUCUCAAGACCUUAAAGAUUUAGUCAACAGCCUUCAUAAACGUGGAAUGCUAUGUAUGAUUGAUAUCGUUGUCAACCAUAUGGGACAUGCUGGAACGCAGGCGAUUGACUACACGCAAUUCAAGCCAUUCAACCAAGCUAACGAUUUCCACCCAUGGAAGUACAUUCAGGAUUAUAAUAAUCAAGAGGAGGUCGUUAAAGGAUGGCUUGGUGAUAAUUGUGUGAACUUACCUGACAUUAAAACAGAAAAGCCCAGUGUACGCAAAUUCUUUAAAAAAUGGAUUAGUGAUUUGAUCAACACUUAUAAGUUUGACGGUAUAAGAAUAGACACUGCUAAACAUGUUGAGAAAUCCUUCUAUCCCUCAUUCAUUGAAACAGCGAAUGUCUUCACAACAGGCGAGAUUUUCCAUGGUAAUCCAAAAUACGCAGGGAUUUAUCAAAAUUAUAUGCCUUCGAUCAUAAACUUUCCUUUUUACUAUCAAUUGCGCGAAGCCUUUUCAUCGCCCAGAAAACCCAUGCUUGAGUACUAUCAAAAAGGUGUCUUGGAUAUCAGACAUAGCUUUAGAGAUACUACCAUACUAUGCAACUUUCUUGAAAACCACGAUGUGCCCAGAUUCUUUUCUCAAACGCAAGAUAAUGCUUUGGCGUUAAAUGCUCUUGCUGCCACCAUCUUUUCGGAUGGUAUACCUGUGAUAUACUAUGGCCAAGAACAGAGAUUCAGCGGUGGUAACGAUCCUGAUAAUCGAGAGGGACUUUGGGUAAGUAAGUACGACACUUCAAACUUUGUGUUUGAGUGUAUCUCACUAUUUAUUCGUCUUCGACAGCGCUUGGUUGCCAAAUAUCCAAAAUUUUGCACUCAACUCUCUCAAAUGGUAUAUGUGGACAACAGGGUCUACGCAUUUUACAGGCCAGGAAUUCUUCUUGUUCUAUGUAACGGCGGAAGAAAAAUGAGAAAAACAAUACAAAUAGACAUAUCUUCUUUCUCUUCACAUACAAAUCAAGUAUUCGUGGAUGCCUUAACCCAAUCUCGUAUACAAGCCACUGAAAAGAUAUUAAAUUUAACCGUUAAAUAUGGGCUUCCAUUGGUAUGCAUCUUCAUGUUCUCACAAAAGGUUUUCUAA